AUGCACGUCCACGAUUUCGUCGCCGUCGCGUACGCCCCGCGCGAUCCUCGGCACUGCACUGGCGGUUUGCGAAACUGCGCCGGCGCAGUGCGACAAGCACCAGGCAGCGAGAGCCCCGGCUUUCGUGGGCAGCACCGCGGUAGCACGCCCGCCCGUCAAGGUAGCCCGAAACGAGGGGUCCGCAACAAAAACUGGUCGGUGGAGACAAUGACGAUU
This is a messenger RNA of Iphiclides podalirius (scarce swallowtail), 216 nucleotides long. NCBI's taxonomy places the organism in Eukaryota, Metazoa, Arthropoda, Insecta, Lepidoptera, Papilionidae. The record is from the annotation of a GenBank genome assembly.